CGGCGAUUGGGCAAAACUAAUCAAGCGUGUGGAACGUUGAGCCAUGUACGGAAGCCGAACAAGGACCUGCUGGUGGAUUUUUGAAACUGACAUGACAGCUAUUUCUCACACAGAGCCAGAGCUACUUAUCGCAACAGCAAGGGGGUUCGGGAUUAUCUCUUUGCUCUAAAAACAAAGUGAGAGAUCCAAACCCUUUGCUACUAAAUACAUCUGGAUUGCAUCUGCCAUUCUGUAAAUGCUCAUUGCCACGGUACCGGUAGCUACUGCUAACAAAGCAAUUACGGAUCUGACAAAUCGGUGCGACCAGGAUGGAGUGGCAGCCGGAUGAACAGGGUUUGCAGCAGGUGCUUCAGCUGUUGAAGGACUCCCAGUCUCCAGACACAGCCACACAGAGAGCUGUGCAGGAAAAACUGGAACAGCUCAACCAGUUCCCAGACUUCAACAACUAUCUCAUCUUCGUCCUUACAAGCCUCAAAUCAGAGGAUGAGCCGACGCGUUCUCUAAGUGGUCUCAUAUUGAAGAACAAUGUGAAGGCCCACUACCAGAACUUUCCUCCUCUGGUCGCUGACUUCAUCAAGAGGGAAUGUCUCAACAACAUCGGAGAUCCCUCGCCCCUCAUCAGAGCAACCAUCGGCAUCUUGAUAACAACCAUAGCAUCUAAAGGAGAGCUGCAGACAUGGCCUGAACUCCUCCCUCAACUUUGUAACCUGCUCAACUCUGAAGACUACAAUACCUGCGAGGGUUCAUUCGGAGCACUGCAGAAGAUCUGUGAGGAUUCUUCAGAGCUGUUGGACAGCGAUGCUCUCAACAGACCCCUGAACAUCAUGAUCCCCAAGUUCCUACAGUUCUUUAAACACUGCAGCCCAAAGAUCAGGUCUCAUGCCAUAGCGUGUGUGAAUCAGUUCAUCAGCAGUAGAGCCCAGGCUCUGAUGGACCACAUCGACACCUUCAUCGAGAGUCUGUUUGCUCUAGCGGGGGAUGAGGACUGUGAGGUGAGGAAGAACGUGUGUAGAGCUCUGGUCAUGCUGCUGGAGGUCCGGAUAGACCGACUCAUACCACACAUGCACAGCAUCAUACAGUACAUGCUCCAGCGAACCCAAGACCCAGAUGAGAAUGUCAGUCUGGAGGCCUGUGAGUUCUGGCUCACCCUGGCUGAGCAGCCCGUCUGCAAGGAGGCCCUGUCUGGGCACCUGGUCCAACUCAUCCCUAUCCUGGUGAAUGGGAUGAAGUACUCUGAGAUAGACAUCAUCCUCCUAAAGGGAGAUGUAGAGGAGGAGGACGACACCGUACCAGACAGUGAGCAGGACAUCAAGCCUCGCUUCCACAAGUCCCGCACCGUCACCCUGCAACACGAGGGAGGAGAGGGGGAGGAGGGGGAGGACCACGACGAUGACGAUGACGACGAUGACACGCUCUCCGACUGGAACCUGCGGAAGUGUUCAGCGGCAGCGUUAGACGUGUUGGCUAACGUGUUUCGUGAUGAGCUCCUCCCCCACCUGCUGCCCCUGCUGAAGGGCCUGUUGUUCCACCCAGACUGGGUCGUCAAGGAGUCUGGAAUACUGGUGCUGGGGGCUAUCGCUGAGGGUUGUAUGCAGGGCAUGGUUCCCUACCUACCAGAGUUGAUGCCUCACCUCAUCCAGUGUCUCUGUGAUAAGAAGGCCCUGGUGCGCUCCAUCGCCUGCUGGACCCUGUCCCGCUACGCCCACUGGGUGGUCAGCCAGCCCCCCGACUCCCACCUCAAACCCCUCAUGACUGAACUCCUCAAGAGGAUCCUGGACGGGAACAAGAGGGUUCAGGAGGCCGCCUGCAGUGCGUUUGCUACCCUAGAGGAGGAGGCCUGUACAGAGCUGGUUCCCUAUCUGAGCUUCAUUCUGGAUACUCUGGUCUUCGCCUUUGGAAAAUACCAACACAAGAACCUGCUCAUACUGUACGACGCUAUAGGAACACUGGCGGACUCAGUAGGACACCACCUCAACCAACCGGAGUACAUAGAGAAGCUGAUGCCUCCUCUCAUCGCCAAGUGGAAUGAGCUGAAGGAUGAAGACAAGGACCUGUUUCCUCUGUUAGAGUGUCUGUCCUCUGUAGCUACAGCCCUCCAGAGUGGCUUCCUGCCCUACUGUGAACCAGUCUACCAGCGCUGUGUUACACUGGUGCAGAAAACACUGGCUCAGGCUAUGAUGUACAGCCAACAGCCGGACCAGUACGAAGCUCCUGAUAAGGACUUUAUGAUCGUGGCCCUGGACCUCCUCAGUGGUCUGGCUGAGGGCCUGGGGGGCCACGUUGAUCAGCUGGUGUCCCGGAGCAACAUCAUGACACUACUGUUUCAGUGCAUGCAGGACACCAUGCCAGAGGUGAGACAGAGCUCCUUCGCCCUGCUGGGUGAUCUGACCAAGGCCUGCUUCCCUCACGUCAAACCCUGCAUCGCUGAGUUCAUGCCUAUUCUAGGGACCAACCUGAACCCAGAGUUCAUCUCUGUGUGUAACAACGCUACCUGGGCCAUUGGAGAGAUCUGCAUGCAGAUGGGUGUAGAGAUGCAGCCCUAUGUGUCUCUGGUUCUGAACCAGCUGGUAGAGAUCAUCAACAGACCCAACACACCCAAGACCUUGCUGGAGAACACUGCCAUUACGAUUGGUCGCCUGGGCUACGUGUGUCCUCAGGAGGUGGCUCCGAUGCUCCAGCAGUUCAUCAGACCGUGGUGUACGUCCCUACGGAACAUCCGUGACAACGAGGAGAAAGACUCCGCCUUCAGAGGGAUCUGCAUGAUGAUUGGUGUAAACCCUGGGGGAGUGGUCCAGGACUUCAUCUUCUUCUGUGAUGCCGUGGCGUCCUGGGUCAGCCCUAAAGACGACCUGAGAGACAUGUUCUACAAGAUCCUCCAUGGUUUUAAGGACCAGGUAGGAGAGGAGAACUGGCAGCAGUUCUCAGAACAGUUUCCCCCCCAGCUGAAGGAGAGACUGUCUGCCUGCUACGGCGUGUAGAAACCCCCCCUAACCUAACAUCAGGUGAGCCAGUAGUAGAGGAAGAAGGUGAAAAGGAAUCUCAUCCAUCUGUGUUAAUGCCCUGAACUGAUCUGGGGGGAGGGGGGAGAGGGACCCAUCACGCCAUUGGCCGCUCCCCCUGACAGACGGCCCCCACGCCCUAUGUAUUUCUCCAUAGCGGGAGGGUGGGCGGGACUUGGGGAGGGACAGGGGGACACCUCUAGAUUAAAGAUUAAGGGGACCCAACCAACACAGAGAAACCAACUAAGGUAGGGACAGAGAGAGGGGGGUACCUACAUUCAGAAGGAAAAGGUUCCAACGCAGAAACAGGUAGGGACAGAUAGAGAAUGAAGAGUGAGGGAAAGAGAGGUAGGUAGGGGCCAGCUAGACUACAGUAGAGAGGGGUAGGUAGGGGCCAGCUAGACUACAGUAGAGGGGUAGGUAGGGGCCAGCUAGACUACAGUAGAGAGAGAGGUAGGUAGGGGCCAGCUAGACUACAGUAGAGAGAGGUAGGUAGGGGCCAGCUAGACUGCAGUAGAGAGAGGUAGGUAGGGGCCAGCUAGACUGCGGUAGAGAGGGGUAGGUAGGGGCCAGCUAGACUGCAGUAGAGAGGGGUAGGUAGGGGCCCAGCUAGACUGCAGUAGAGCGGGGUAGGUAGGGGCCAGCUAGACUGCAGUAGAGAGGGGUAGGUAGGGGCCAGCUAGACUACAGUAGAGAGGGGUAGGUAGAGAGGCCAGCUAGACUGCAGUAGAGGGGUAGGUAGAGAGGCCAGCUAGACUGCAGUAGAGAGGGGUAGGUAGGGGCCAGCUAGACUACAGUAGAGUGAGGUAGGUAGGGGCCAACUAGACUACAGUAGAGUGAGGUAGGUAGGGGCCAGCUAGACUGCAGUAGAGAGGUAGGUAGGGGCCAGCUAGACUGCAGUAGAGAGGUAGGUAGGGGCCAGCUAGACGACAGAAGAGAGAGGUAGGUAGAGAGGCCAGCUAGACUAUAGUAGAGAGAGGUAGGUAGAGGUCAGGUAGAGGCCAGCUAGACUAUAGUAGAGAGAGGUAGGUAGAGGUCAGGUAGAGGCCAGCUAGACUACAGAAGAGGGAAAGAGACUUAACAGAUUUAAAUCAGAAAAAAUCCACCACACAGAGAGCCAUAGACGGAGAGACUGACAGGCACUCCCACAGUAAGACACGCACACUUGCAAUACCUAGAGCUUUGUGUAGAUGGCGCUGUUACACUAGUCAGACUCCGACACUACCAGUAAGGGAUUAACAGUCAGUGAGGGACAGACAGCGUGUUGGGGACAGACAGGGUGUUGGGGACAGACAGGUAGGUGUCUAGCCUCUGUUUAUUUCUGGGAGAUAGCUGUUUUUUUCCGGGGUAAAGGAUCUUCUAUAUGAAUUAAUAUUCCUCCUGUUAUUACUCAAUCACUGGUUCACUGCUGAUCUCUCCUCCACCAAGCAUGUUUUGGUUUCUGUCCUUUUCCCUAAGGAAUGCUUUCUUCCAUAUAAAUCUCAUGAGAUAAUUAUCAUGUUCUCUUCUAGAUAGACAGGGGAUAACUAACCUCUUGGUUCAUACGAGUCAUCAUUAUAAGAGGAAUAGGGCUUUAAUAAUACCUGUUAUUCUUACGUAAAGUUAGGAAACUACAGAUCACAGCCUCUCGUCUCUACUUGUACCUGUUUGUGUGUCGUGUCUGCGUUUGUUUACCUAUUUGUUUACCGUACGUGACACUGUUGAUUGUUUUAAUAAGGUAACGAUUUAACACUUGACUCCUCCCACCCUAUUGUCCUCCGCCUGUAAACUGUGACCAACUGUGUGUGUGUGUGUGUGUGUGUUGCCAUAGUGAUGUCUGGAGGAAAGAGAUUGAACCCAGAACUGUUUAUCCUGAUAACGUGUUACAAGAGGUCCAUAUUUUGUUGCUUUUUGUUUAUUAUUUUUUUCAUUUGCUGCUGCUGUUUUUUUUUAGUUUCCAUGGUGAGCUUAAAUGAACACAAACAACACAUUUGUUUAUUUUUAGUUUUGUGGUUUUGCACUUUUAAUUUUUUAAUUUUUGUAUUAAGGAUUUUUUUUAAAACUUCCCUCAUAAAGGACAUCUGAAUUCUACCGUCCGUGUUCUGUUGUCUCUUACUUACUGGGGGAACAAAAGCUCUUUUGUCUCUUACUGGGGGAACAAAAGCUCUUUUGUCUCUUACUGGGGGAACAAAAGCUCUGUUGUCUCUUACUUACUGGGGGAACAAAAGCUCUGUUGUCUCUUACUGGGGGAACAAAAGCUCUGUUGUCUCUUACUUACUGGGGGAACAAAAGCUCUGUUGUCUCUUACUGGGGGAACAAAAGCUCUGUUGUCUCUUACUUACUGGGGGAACAAAAGCAGGAAUACGAAAAUGGCAAAUAAAAAGUUAGUGAAACUGCGAGUAAUCGUCACUUUUACAGCGACCGACUGUGUACGUUUUGUGUUUUCUAGGGAGAAGAGGUUGUAGCUGGAACUAGCCUACUGUGUGUGUGUGUGUGAGAAUAGUGUUGUUAUCCUUUUAACUUGUCUUCACUUUGUUCCAAGAUAAGAGCACAAUGUCCCUCCAACAGGACAGCGGAGCGAGGACUCAUACAGACAGACGGCAACAUCCUCCGUCCCAAAUACCACUCUAUUCCCUAUAUAUAUUCCUCAUAGGGCUCUGGUCAAAAGUAGUGCAUUUUAAAGGGAAUGUUGCCAUUUUGUACGAAGGCACAGACACUAUCAUAGAGUUGGAUAGAGGGUGCACUUGAACAGAAACCGUUAUUGAAUGUGUGCCCUCUAGCCAACUUUAUGUACAGUAUAGACAGCUGUGAGGUUGUCAGCAGUAUGAGGCCCGGAUUCGAUCCGAUCGACACCUUUUUAAAGACAAUGUUCCCACGUUCGUGGAGACCUCAUUCACGGUCUGCUUAUGUCAGCUCAAUUGGAAAUGACCUUUAAAUGUCAUGAGGCAGAUCUAAUGAGGAUUUGAAUGAAUCCCAGCCUUAGUGUCAUUUAAAGGGGACGUUCAGUAUUUUGGCCUUUGGCUUUUAAAGUUAGCUGGCUGUUAUAAAAAGAAAUCGAACCAGGGACUUCAGUUUCUCCUGAACCAUUGAAUACUUUCAGGGUGAGGAACAAUCUAACAUUAAGUUGUAAAAUCCUGAACUUCCCCUUUAAUAUCCAUAUUAUCUCAGCUUCAGUGAAUUUGGACACAUUUUGCACAGAUGUAUAGAUGACGGACUGACCAGGACUGUGAUCAUAGAAGCGAUAAACUAAUCAAUGUACCAUUCAACAAAGACAAUCUACAUCUCCCCCAUUCUGCUAUCUCUAUUUCUAUCAUUUUAUCAGUUUAGAUUUUAGCUUUUUGUAUUCAUUCAAAUGUAUUUAAAGAUGUUUUUUUUUUGUCAGGUUUCAAUGUUCUGUAGUAGAUCGUUUUGGACUCGUUAUGAUAUUGUGAUGACUUAAUUGGUUCAUUAAUAAACGCAAUCAAGUGUCUUUA
Oncorhynchus mykiss (rainbow trout) is the source of this 6451-nucleotide messenger RNA. The record is from RefSeq and is a predicted model, not a curated record. Lineage: Eukaryota; Metazoa; Chordata; Actinopteri; Salmoniformes; Salmonidae.